Molecule: messenger RNA, 1171 nt
Organism: Eimeria maxima
Lineage: Eukaryota; Apicomplexa; Conoidasida; Eucoccidiorida; Eimeriidae
Exons: 2
Source: RefSeq, a predicted model, not a curated record
CCCCAAUAAGACAUUAUCUGUUGGUCUUGAAGGACGCAUGCGAUUAAAAGUUUUAAUUAAUAAAAAAAUAGAAGAAGACCCAGCUAAAGCAUAUGGUAUAUUAUUAAGUAAUGGAUUUAAUAACUUUAAUAUUCGUUGUGCAAAAGUUGUUGAAUUAUUGGCAAUUUCUUGGAUAUUUAAUUUAUGGCAAGAAGUUGUUAAUAUUAUUAUUAAUAAAGAAAAUAAAAAAAUAUAUAAUGCUACUCAUAGAAAAAAUAAUACAACAUAUGCAGCAACAACACCAACAACUCCAGCAGCAACAGCAGCAGCAACAACAACAACAACAACAACAGCAAGAGAUAGAGGAGAAGGAGAGGAAACUAAUGAUGGGUCAUAUGCCAUCAAUUACUCACAAGGCGGUGAACAACUGCAGCAGCAGCAGCAGCAGCAGCAGCAGCAGCAGCAAGAAGAGCAGCAACAGAGCAGAAAACGAAUCUGUUUAGGCACCAGCAGGAGACGCAGCAUCUGUGACGUUAAUUUAUCAUGUAGAGAUAAUAAAGAGGGAGAGGCAGCAGCAACAGCAGCAACAGCAGCAGCAGCAGGUACAUCUAAUGACGGUAGUCUGCUGCAGCUACAGUGGCAGUUAGACAAUACAGCAGAAACAGAGACAGUAGGCGUUAGCUUCCCCUCACCAGCAGCAAGAGAUAGCCAGACAGCUGCAUGCAGUUCACCAGCAUAUGGAGACACAACAGCAGUAGCAACAGCAAGAGCAGCACCAGCAGCAACAACAGCAGCAGCAUUAGCAGCAGCACCAGCAGGAACAACAGACGCUUACUUCGAUUGGGUUGCUGAGGAAGAAGAAUCAGCAGUUGAAUCGCCCUCGAAGUCAACAGAUGGAGACCCGCAGCAACUGCAGCAGCAGCAACAGCAGCAGCAACUGCAGCAGCAGCAACAGCAGCAGCAGCAGCAAUUUGGUCGCAUUAGUGAAUUGCUUGCUGCAGCAAACCCUGCAGCACCAAAUGCUAAGGAAUUAGCAGCAGAGAUUGUAUUAGAGCUCCUUUGUCUUGUAGAUAAAGGUUUGCUGCCUUCUCCUCCUGCUGCUGUGCUGCAGCAGCUGCAUGCUGCUGCUGCUCGUCUUGGUGUUAAUGUGCAACAACAAACCGCAGCAGCGGAGCAAAGAGGGGAAUCAUGA